Messenger RNA from Dermacentor albipictus, 2875 nucleotides. The record is from RefSeq and is a predicted model, not a curated record. Lineage: Eukaryota; Metazoa; Arthropoda; Arachnida; Ixodida; Ixodidae.
ACCAGGAGCACUGCGUUCGAUUCGCCGUUUCCGUUUCCGGUAACCCAGAGUGGCCCUCUUGCAUUGGGCUGUUAAAUUUGCUCGACAGAAGCUGACACGUGCCUGUUUCAAUGUGUUUUCUCCUUUUUGCGUGCGCUGGUUAACAGUAGAAAUGCCUUUCACUGCGCCUACGUCGUCCGGUCAGCACUGUGUAGUGGUGGGUUGUGGCAACAACCAGCGAAAACGAAAGAAUAUCGCGGAUAGCUUGUGCGAAAAACACGCUGUGAAGAAGGAGCAAUGUGGUUGCGAUAUGUUUCUGUUGCACCGCUUCCCCGCGAACGUCGACUUGGGUCGUCAGUGGAUUCUCUGAUAAACAGGAAAUACUUCGUGCCAAACAGAAAUUCACGUGUGUGUUCUGCGCAUUUCGUUGAUGGAAAACGCACGGAGCAAAACCCGCUGCCGAUGCUGAACUUGGGUUACCAGCGAAAGGUUAUCUUUGGGCGCAGACGAUUGAACCGUGACGAAAAUACGCCAGCACCAACUAAGCGGAAGGCAAGUGUACAGAUUGUUGUCACUGUGUGGCUGAUAAUGAUUUAUUUCCAUUCCAGAGAAAAACGAGCAGAGAGACACGAGAUGAAGAGUCACGUCAGGUUCCUUCGCAGAGUGUCACUUAUGAUGCACAAGCUUCCACAUUCACCUCGCUUUUGGACAGUUUGGAAUAUGUUGGAGAUAGUGCCAAGACAAUUCUAGACAGCACUUGUGCAUGUCAGGAAACAGAAGAGACUUCCCACAGUGAGCCUGCAGUGUUCACUGAUGCAUUUGAAAGUGAACCAGCUGCUGCAGCACACAUGGAAACCACAUCAUUCAACAAUGUUUUGGGGAAUGAAGAUGUAAGUGCUCACACAGCCAGUCUAGGCUUCUGAACACGGUGCCUGUUUAAGAAGUACACACAUUCACAUGGUUUCUCCUUUCAUAGGCUCAGUGCAGUGAAGAUACGUUUCCCAUCUCUGGCACAGUUUGUGAACCAGAUGUGAGUGGUCAGGACAAUUUAGGCUUUUUCAUAUGCCGCUUCAAGUGGAACUGAGCUGCCAAUUUCUUCUGCAGGUUUCCCUUCACAUUGGAAAUUCACUAGUCAGAUGUACAUUGGAUAAGGCACCAGAUGCUUUCACUUAUGGUGUAGCUACUCCAGACAGCAGUGUUGCAGAAAAUGAAGUUUGUGGGAGCUUAAUAUCAGAUCAUGAAGUUGACAUUCACGUAAGCAAAACCGAGCACAUCAUGACAAGGAAAAAUACAAAGGUGAUGAAAGAUAGCUCCACACAAUGGGAACUGCCACCAGCUGACCAUUCCUACACCAGUACAAGACUUUCUAUGACCAUGAGAACUAUUUCCUAUCGAACACUGACCAGUGAUGACAUUCUUUUUUACACUGGCAUUUCUGUGGCUGCAUUUGACAAGCUCGUGUCAGCACUGAAGACUCAAGACAAGACAAUUCGCAAGCUCUUGACCAUCGAAGACCAGCUGUUAUUGACACUCAUGAGGCUUAGACUUGGCCUCCUUUGUGGAGAUUUAGCAAGACGGUUCGAGGUCUCUGUAGCUUAUGUUUCUAGAACAUUUUCGAGAGUGCUGGACGACCUGGUGAAGAUCAUGCAAGAAGUUGUUGUGUGGCUUCCCCGCUCAAGGUUGCGGGCAAGCAUGCCUGAGAGUUUCAGAAACAGUGAGUACAGUCAUACAACAUGCAUAUUCGACUGCACUGAAGCACUAAUGCAAAGGCCACGGAAACUGAUGGCCAGAUCCCAAAGUUACAGCCAAUACAAGGGUGCAAACACGAUGAAAUUUCUUACCGUCAUAGCACCAAAUGGAUUUAUAAUGUUUGUGUCAGAUGUGUAUGGAGGCAGGGCAUCAGACAAAUACAUUGUAAAGACAUGUGGAGUAGAAGAGUACCUCCUUCCAGGUGAUGAGAUAAUGGCAGACCGUGGUUUCAAGCUUGACCCUUAUCUUGAGGCUCAAGGGAUUAAAAUGAACAGGCCUGCAUUUACAAAAGGAAAGGAUCAGCUACCUGAAAGUGAAGUCACCGAAACUAGGCGCAUCGCAUCGCUACGAAUUCAUGUUGAGCGGGCAAUCAACCGAAUCAAGACGUACAGAAUUUUCAAGCAAGUACUGCCCAUCAAGUCAAGAAAGUAUGCCAGCAAAAUUGUCCUUGUCUGUGCAGGACUCUGUAACCUUAAACGCCCGCUCAUCAACGAACAGACAAAAGCAUAAAUGUCCCGUGUGUACUUUAAUUUAGCCUUAAGCACUCUGAGAAGCGAGUAGGGUAAACUUCACUAAUGCCGUUUUAAAGCGAAAGCUUUAUUGGCCUGGACUUGCAAUCAAGAUUAACCAAGGCUAACCAUGCUAUGCCUUAGCUUUUGCUACGUAUAUACUGGCAUAGCUGAGCUAAGCCACUGCCAAUUUUUUUGUAACCUCACUGGUUUCGUACCUGUGAAGCUUAUGGAAGUGAUUUGAAGCCAAGGUGUUAAAAUGUGGUUGAAUGUUUUUUUUAUUCAUUCAAUAUACUUGGAUGGCUCCAAUGAAGCAGACAUUAUGAACAAAUAAAAUUUCACUUGCUCAUCACAAAUUGCAAAUCUCGUCAUACUUUUUGCACAUAGCCAGCUUUUUCUUAUAAUGUAGGUCCUCAAGGUGAGGCAGGAGAUGCAAAAAGUAGAAUGUUUUGAGCCUCUUCAAGUUCUGUUCAAUGUACCGUGUGUCAAUAGGCACAUUUACAAUGACAUCACUUUCAGCCGACCACACAUAAAAAUAGCAGGUGCUUUUGCCACAGCAAAACAUGGUAAACUGCACUUGGUCAUAGUAACCAUUUUUGCCACCUGGACAAAGCACAGGUUCCCCAUUCACAAGCUUA